Aphanomyces invadans is the source of this 1368-nucleotide messenger RNA. RefSeq lists its product as hypothetical. The transcript has a single exon. Bases 1 to 1368 code for a protein of 455 amino acids. Lineage: Eukaryota; Oomycota; Saprolegniomycetes; Saprolegniales; Verrucalvaceae. The record is from RefSeq and is a predicted model, not a curated record.
AUGACAUCCGUCAAGGUCAACCGCAAAUCCCUCGCACUGACAUUCAUCUUCCUUGUGUAUUUGGUGCUGAUGCCGCUCAAGCCAUACUUGUCUGAGGUGUCGCCAUUCCACCCCGUCGAGUACUAUCGUCCCAGCGACCUCUUCCAGCCUCUCGUUGAGCCACACACCAACGCUUCCGCGCUCGCACUCUACCUCGAGCAACUCGUUGGGCUCACAAACUCGACGACAUUAACACCUCAUGUGGCAUAUCAAACCCAUCCUCGGUACAUGGUGGAUGUUGCGUGCGUGAUGGUUGGGCAACCGUGCUCGGCGCCUCCUAACGCAACCUCGGUCCUCUACGCCAUGCCAGGGGCGAUAUUCUUUCCGCCGCAAUUGAAAGCUGCCUGGAUCCUCGGUGGCCCCUGCUCCAACGAUUCGGUGGUUUACGCUUGGGAAUUGACAACCUUGAACCUGCCAUCAUCGAUGUUGGUGCUGUGGAUCGCUGUGCAACCCGAACAGUUUUCCUCGCACAACGCGUCGUACUCCACUCUCACCGCCGUCAAUUACGCUUACGUCGUUGAUAUUCGUCCGACAUCGUGGCGCCUUGCCAAAUUGCUUGUGCGCCUUCUUCUCUGCGUCUUGAUCGCACGCAUUGCGUACACUGCGUACUACAUCCACGUCCGGCACUUGGUCAACCAACUCAAGCGCUUGCCACUGCACGGCCACGCGCUCGCGGUGCGGUACGAGAUUGUUGUCGGCGAGCCGACGUGCCUAGUGCUGUCGCACCCCAUCGUUUGCUGGUUGUUCGUCCUCGACAUAGCAAUGAGCGCAGAAUACGUGGGGCUGGCUUGCUUGCGAGUGUCGCAAACGUCGGAUGUUCUGCACUUUGCCUUGGGCAUGCUAUACCUGAGCCGCACGGUGUGGUGCGCGUACACCGCACUCACGGCUCUUAACUCGAUCAUGUCGCGGUUCCCGCGCUACAUGCAGUGGCUCCCGGCCCCUGCCAACACGACGUUGUUGGCGCUUCUAUCGCUGGUUGGUGGAGGCGGCGUUGUGGCCGUGCUGUCGCACAAUGCGCCAUUGAUUGACUCUUUCACGUCGAUCUUUUCCGUUGUGCGUGCAUGCGAUGCAACUAGCCAGUGUACUCCAUCGAUGGAUUCGUCGCUUGCCAUGAGCGUGUACAUGGUUUCAUGCGCUUUGCUGCCGUUUAUCGUACCCGUCCUGCGAAAGAUGCUGGGGGUCGUCACGGGCAACACCAAUCUCUUUGCGGUGCGUGCCCGCGUAAGCAGUGUCGCGUCGAAGAUGUUAUCGUCCCGACGAAUGUCGUCCCAGCGACUGGGAUCCGGCCAAGCGCUCAAGUCCAUCGAGGUGUUCUUGACUCAUCCUUGA